UUGGCUGUUUGUUACCCAGGCAACAAUGGGAAAACAAUUCAAUUGAUUUUGCCAUACGACUAUCAACUUAUUUGAGCAGCAUGGACGACUUGAAGAUAACGCAGGAGGAGCUGCUACGGUUGCGGGAGAGCUGUCUACAAGGCAUCCGGGAGAGUGAGCUCUACCAGCUGCGGAACGAUGCCAAGCUUCGGGCUGUCUACAGCACCCAGAGCUACGAAGAGUUCAAGGACAUUGUAGACGCAGCUCAUUUGCGUCCCGUCACCAAGGCGGACAAGGACAAUGCCCACACGAAGAGUCGCCUCUGGAACUCUGCCACACGUGAAUGAAACCUAUCGCCCCCAAUAAAUACAUUGGCACAGAGUAAUCUUCAGCAUAUUGUUUUAUUU
This is a messenger RNA of Drosophila obscura, 386 nucleotides long. Its product is annotated as coiled-coil domain-containing protein 103. The transcript has 2 exons. The coding region runs from base 81 to 326 and encodes 81 amino acids. The record is from RefSeq and is a predicted model, not a curated record. NCBI's taxonomy places the organism in Eukaryota, Metazoa, Arthropoda, Insecta, Diptera, Drosophilidae. Gene Ontology annotation, biological process: determination of left/right symmetry; inner dynein arm assembly; epithelial cilium movement involved in extracellular fluid movement. Gene Ontology annotation, cellular component: outer dynein arm.